AUGCGCGUAUCGUUCGUCGUAAAAUCCACAAUUCGUGGACGUUGCGCAAUUGUUUACCUUUACUCAAUCGCCGAUAGUAGUGGUGAAGGGUUAGUAGUAUUGACGGCGGAGGAGGAGGCGAAGGAGGCGAGGUGGAGGCGAGGAGGAGGCGAAGGAGGACAGCAAAUGUCCAGUUCGGGAAAACGAUCCGUUCGUUGUUGA
Molecule: messenger RNA, 201 nt
Organism: Necator americanus (New World hookworm)
Lineage: Eukaryota; Metazoa; Nematoda; Chromadorea; Rhabditida; Ancylostomatidae
Exons: 1
Coding region: 1-201 (66 amino acids)
Source: RefSeq, a predicted model, not a curated record